Messenger RNA from Salvelinus namaycush (lake trout), 2923 nucleotides. Its product is annotated as otolith matrix protein OMM-64-like. The record is from RefSeq and is a predicted model, not a curated record. Lineage: Eukaryota; Metazoa; Chordata; Actinopteri; Salmoniformes; Salmonidae. Bases 74 to 2107 code for a protein of 677 amino acids. The transcript is spliced from 20 exons.
GCCACACUGUAGACCUACUGGAAACUAUAGAGACACCUGAGUAUCGCCCCACUGGCUAAACUAUCCCGUCACAAUGCUGUCACGAACGUUGAUUGUUCCUUUGAUCUUUACUUUGGCUGGUCUUGCUCUCUCAGCCCCCAUUACUGAUGGAACAGAGGGAGACAAUGAUGGUGCCAAAGAUGGCGGAGGCCCCACUGGCAGCCCGGUAGUUGCAGCAGCAGCUGGAGACUCUGUAGGGACCACAGAUGGGACUGACUCUAGUAAAGAGCUGGCUGGAGAUGUGAGUAGCAGUGAUACAUCCACAGACACAAGCAAUGUAGAUACCAGCGUGGAAACCCCAGGCAGUCCUGAUGGCCCUGAUGCCCCAGCUGAAGCAGCGGGCAGCCAAGAUACAACUGAUGCAGCUGCAGAUGUGGAUAAGUCUCCAGAAGAUAACUCCACAGACUCUCCAGAAGAUAACUCCACAGAGUCUCCAGAAGAUAACUCCACAGAGUCUCCUGACAGUGACUCCACAGAGUCUCCUGACAGUGACUCCAAAGAGUCUCCUGAAAGUGACUCCACAGAGUCUCCUGAAAGUGACAACACAGAUGAAGCGCUGACAGACGUGCAAGCUGACUCUGACGUGACCAGUGAUGACACGGAGGAGGCCACGGAGACAGACAAAGAUGAUGACAAGAGUGACGACAAGAGUGACUCAGAGGAUGCAGAUGGGAAGGAUACUGCAGGCGAAGAAGAAAUGUUAGAUAAUGACUCUGCAGAUGCUGCCACAGACAAAGACGAUAGUGAUGAGGAUAAGGACAUUGAACUAGAUGGUAAGGCCCCUGCAGAAGAGAAGGACAGCGCAGAAGACACAGAGACAGAGGAAGCGGCGGAUAGCGACAGCAAACAAGACGACGCAGACUCAGACACUAAGGAUGACAAGCCAGACAAAGAUGACAAGAAAGACAGCACAGAUGACAGCAAAGACAGCGACAGCUCAGAUGACCACAAAGAGAGCAGCGAAGAAGAGGCCCGGAUUCCAGAGGAGGAACCAGAGCACCAGGAAAUAGAAGAAAAGGACAGCGAGAGCCAACAGGACACCUCAGAAGAAAACGACAAGCCAGACAAAGAAGAUGAGAAAGACAGCGACAGCUCAGACGACAGCAAAGACAGCAGCGAAGCGGAUGUCCAGUUCUCGGAGGAGGAACCAAAGCAGCAGGAAAUGGACAUGAAGGACAGAGGUGACGUGGGGGAACAGCAGGCCAGCCCUGAAGACAACAUCGAGGAGGGAAGCCCUGUAGGGAGCCAAGAAUUUGAGCCUCUACAGGAUUCGGAGGAGGAGGCGGAGCUGGAGUCAAAAAAGGAGGGGAAGCUGGAGGAGGCAGAGAAGGAGGAGCUGGAUGCGGAGAUGAACCUAGACACAACAGAGUCCGACAGUAAGGAGGACAGUAAGGAGGACAGUAAGGAUGACAGUAAGGAGGACAGUAAGGAUGACAGUAAGGAUGACAGUAAGGAUGACAGUAAGGAUGACAGUAAGGAUGACAGUAAGGAGGACAGUAAGGAGGACAGUAAGGAUGACAGUAAGGAUGACAGUAAGGAUGACAGUAAGGAGGACAGUAAGGAGGACAGUAAGGAGGACAGUAAGAAUGAGAUUAAGGAUGAGAGUGAGGAUAAGACUGAGGCUGACGCAGACUCCAACAGCAAGGAGGACAUUGGGACCAGCGAUGCCCCUCAACCACAAGAAGAUGACAGUGAAGAGGACACUGAAGUCCAGCCAGAGGACACUGAUGAUAGCAUGAUGAAGGAGCCCAAAGAUUCUGAUGAUGCUGACAAAGAUGAUAUGGACAAGGAUGCCUCUGACUCGGAGGAUGACAAAUCUGAAUCUGAUGCAGAGCCAGGUGCAGAUUCACACAAAGAUGAGGUUGAGACCGACGAGGAUUCCGAUGAUGCGUCAGAGUCCAUGGCGAAAGAUGACGAUAUGGAUGAUGAUGAUGACAUGGAUGGGGCAGAAACAAUGGCUCCAGAUUCAGAAGCUGUUCCAGCUGACAUUCUGGACCAACCAGACCAACAGGAUUACAUGACACAGGGUGACUCUCACGGCGCUGAUGCACCGGCCGCCCAGUCUUAGCCCUGUAGCUGGAGCCCACAGGACGCUGUGAAUGGAAUCAGACAGUUUGAUAGUCCCAUCAUGGUGAAUCCCACAUAAACCAACACGUCCUCCCGCAGUCAUGACAACAAACAGCGUAAAAAAACUUACGUUCCUUAAGUUCCUUAACCCUCUCUUGCCACUCAAAAUGGUGAAGGUGUCUACGGGGAUACAAUUAAAUUAUUCUACUGUUUUGGUGUACAUUACAUUUUUACUCACUUUUUGACUGCAUUGUUGUUUUUUGGCAUCUCAAGGGUAGUUUAAUAUUUGAUCAUGGAGAAUAUAUAUUUUUUCAACUUUGUUUUUGUUAAAGACAGUUUAUUUAAGUUGUGACAUCAUCAUUAUAUAAGUUACACCCCUGUCUAAUCAACUAGCGUGUUGAUAAAAUGGUCACCAUGUUCCCUUACAAUGCCCUUGAAAAAAACAGAAGUCUGUUUUUUUUAAGAUAGCACUCAAUCAUUGUAGGUUUGCUAGGUUUCUGCAGGUUGUGGGUUACUACAGUUUUCCUCUUGCUUUCAUGUGAUGCAUUGCUGUCUCAGUCCUUGACAGAAAGCUCAAUUGGCACUUUUUCCUUAACCGAUAAAAAUAACUCUACUGGCUCAGUUCAACAUUCAUUUUAAAGUUAUGAGAAACAUAAGGUCCUUUAUACAAAAUGAAGUGUACAUACAAUGUCUUUGAUCAGAUAUAAUCUACAUUGGUUGGACAAAUGGUAAAAUAACAAUUGCAUAGACAUAAUGAGAAUUUAAUUUCAUAACUGUAUGCACACAGGGGGGAUAUCUAAUAAAGAUUGAGUUGUCA